GCUGGCUAAAGGAGCGGAUGUGACGCAUCGUACGUGCAGGAAGUGCAGUCUUAUGCUGCAGUGUAUGGGACAAAAGGGCUACUACAGCUUCUAGGCUACCAGUUAGUUUCCUACGUGUUCCCGGGACUCGCUGUGAGUUUUGCUCUGUUCUGUAGCGGUGCAUUGGUGGGUUGUGGAAGUGCCCAGGCUGACUAUACUGCGGAGCUGGUAGAAAGAGCGGCUGCGGGAGCCUACGUCUGCCCAUCUGCAAGAGAUCUGCUGCAGUCCAGUUCUGCCGGUAAUGUGCUGUCUCUUUUCAUCUCAUGUUAUUUGGCGGCACAGUUUGUAAAUAGCGCUUAGGAGAGAAUUCAUAGCUGCGUUUUCCCGCACGCUAAUUCUCUUAACGUGGUGGAAUCUGCAUGUUUGCGCCGCCGAGCCCCGAUUUAUUAAACGUGGCGCUACCUACCGCUACUGCGAGCAGCGGGCCAAAUAGUUACAGGAGCCAACAGCAAAGUCAUAUUAUACCUCUGUAAUCUCGUUUCAUUCAGGAUGGCUGAAGCACUUGGAGCUCAGGAACUUUAUGAAAAGAUGUUUGAGCAGCGGUUUACAGCCAAUGACAAGGAAUACCAGGAAUAUCUGAAAAGAGAACAAGAUCAACCACCAAUUGUAGAAGACUGGAAAAUGGGCAAUCAAAGAAAUACAGAUAGGUAUCGUGAUAAUCGACAUCAUAGAGGAUGGGAUGGAAGACAAAACUGGUCUAGCAAUAGCUACAAUCAGUCAUACGGAAGGGGAGGUUGGGGAAACAGCUAUAACCAAUACAGACAAGACCGGCAUAACUACCAACAAGGACACUACACACACAAUCCUAGCAACCAAAGGUUUCACUCAGAUCGAUAUUAGUGAAAUUGGUAUUCAGCUUCGGGAUAUUUUUUAUAUCUGUACAAAUUAAGACUUUGCAUUUUCACAAAACACAUUUUUGUUUUGACUUUUGUGCAUAAUUACAAUACAAUUAUAAUUACAAUGAAAUCUGUUUUAUAAAAUAGUCAGCAACAAAAUCACAGGCACAAUCUCCAAGAGACGGCGCCCAGACCUAUUUGUCUCACAUGGGGUUUGGGGAAGCCAGAGCUGCAGUGAAAUUUAAUUUGGUAUCUGGUAGCUGUGGUCACUAACCCCGGCAAACAGAAAGCAGAUGAAUCUGAAGGCUAGAUUUGCACCCUUUCCAUUUUAUCUUGUAGUCUGUAAUUCAAGCCGUUGUCUGGUUGCAAGGGUAAGUAGGAUCCUGAAUUCCAGUUUAAAUUGCAGAACAAAACUUAUAUAUACUCUUAUAGUACUACUGCCUAGUUUAGCUUCAUUUUCUGUAAAGAAUGUUUUAACAUAUUUUUGAGUAAUGGUGGCCAUAGAUUUUGAUACACAUCUGGCCAUGCUUUUGUUCUGUUCAUUUGGUCUGACCACUCGACCCAUCAUCACUGGAGAAGACCUGAUUUAGCUGCUGAAUAACUGACAGCAGGUACAACUUUUGGUUUGGACAGAUCAAAAGUGACCCCAGAUGCGACAUGUUCAGGCAGACCAAAUUUAAACAUAUAUGGUUCACUUUUAAAGGGGUUGUUCACCUUCAAUGUCCAAAUAUUUUUAAAACAAUACUCUCAUCUUGUUAGAAAAUCAAUUUUUCAUUAAAAAAAAAAAAAAAAAAGUAAAAACACCAGUGUAAAAGCUACUUUUAUACUUAAAUCAGUCCUUCUGUCUCUCAUCAGUUUUCUGAAGGGAUAGGAGUAACCUACCUGACACACUGACAACUUAUAUGUAUACAUCAUCACAUCCAGGCUUUGCCCUUAUUUUUUUUCCUAUUGGACCAGUUCAUUGGUUGCUUGUGCACGCUAACCAGUUGCAUAAAUUGAAAGGUCAUUGGUUAAUUUCUCCCUUGCAAUGGCAAAGGCUAACAGAUUCUGCAUAACACAAAUCUGCACAUUUUUUGUUUAACUAUAUGGCAAAGAUUGUUCUAUUAAUGUGAACGGUUAGAAUUGUAAAUGUUGUACAAAGGUGAACAACCCCUUUAAUUGAAAGUGUACAGAAAAAAAAACACUUUCACUGGGGAAUUGGGGUCCUAAUUUUUUGUUAGCCCCACAGAAAACAAAUCGCUUAUAUUCUCCCCCAGGAUGGUGCGUCUCUUCUGCAAAAAAAAAAGCUUGUGGAUGUCCCAGACUGUGCAAAUAUGAGGUAUAGUAAAAUGUCCUGUUUGUUAUUGUACCCAUGUGCUGAUUUCAGUGGUGCAAUACUGCACAAGCACACAGUCCAGGACAUAGGAAAUAGAUCAAUGGGAAUUAAAGAUGGAAAAGUAACCUUGUUUGGUAUGUUUAAAGAAGUGGAGCACCAGGUGGGGGUGAGAAAAAAAAUCGGCUAUUCAGUGGGGUGGGGGAUGUAUAAUAAAUUGGCUCCCUACCCACCCAGUGAUUACUACUUUCCUAUCCUUUAUUAUGAAUUCCUUUUCUUAAAAAUGUCCUAUGGUUAGUGUUGGGUGUCCAUAUUUUUCUUUCCUUGAUAUGUGCAUACGCCUUUAGCAAGCACAAGCAAAAUAUCACACAUUUACAAGUGUGACUUAAAGGGCUUCACUUGCCAACUGCUACUGUAAGUGUAUGUAUACACAUGCAUGGGAGUGGAAGGUUCAAGCGUAUGAUGGACAUUUAUUUGGCUGUUAGAAUUUUUUUUUUUUUUUUUUGCAUCUAAUUGUUAACAAUUAGAAUUUGCUGUUUACAACAAUUUUUUGCUUGUGUUUUCCCCCUUUUUUCUCAGUUUUCAGAUUUAUACCUGAAGUUAUAAAAGGUUUGUGCUAGUUCUUGUGAAAAAUCUGUCAAACUGUUGUAUGGCAGUAUAUUGUCACAUGUAGGAAAUUUAGUUUGCAUUGUGCAAAUUUAAACAAAACUUACACUUUAUAGGUACUGAAGAUGUUUAGGCUCAAUUUAGAUAAUAAAUCCACUCAAAGAAUUCAGUGUAAAUUUUCAAAAGCCAGCAAAGUGGUACACUUUAUGUAAGAUAAAAUAUUACAAUUAUUACAUAGUCUCAAUGUCAUCUUCUGUUUCUAGUAAUAUUCCUAAUAAAUUAUGCCUGCCGAACAGAUGUCAUUUUGUACAUAAACUGGGCAGUCAAUAAAUGAUCUUGCUUUAUCACA
Xenopus tropicalis (tropical clawed frog) is the source of this 3142-nucleotide messenger RNA. It is a transcript of the gene ramac, whose product is annotated as RNA guanine-7 methyltransferase activating subunit. NCBI's taxonomy places the organism in Eukaryota, Metazoa, Chordata, Amphibia, Anura, Pipidae. The transcript has 3 exons. The coding region runs from base 529 to 879 and encodes 116 amino acids. Gene Ontology annotation, cellular component: nucleus; mRNA capping enzyme complex. Gene Ontology annotation, molecular function: RNA binding. Gene Ontology annotation, biological process: RNA 5'-cap (guanine-N7)-methylation. The record is from RefSeq and is a predicted model, not a curated record.